CACCUGCGUCCCUUUCCGUCUUCUCUUCUCUUCUUCUAUUUCUUUCUUUUCUUUUCUCUCUCUCAAUACAACAAGAACAUCUCCUUCAAUCUCUUCUCCAACCUCCAAAAGACAGACAGACAGACAGACAGACAGACAGACAGACAGACAGACAGACAGACAGACAGACCAGUCAGUCAGUCAGCAAGAAUGUCCUACAACUACCACCACCCACCGAAACGCAUCCACUAUCCCGACGGCACCACCACCUCCAACAACAACAACGACCCAAUGACAGACCAAGUCCUCUCCACAAUCCUAACCUGCCUCACCCCGCCACAACUCCACGACCUGAUCAGAGUCAUCAGCGCCCGUCUGCGCGACCGCAGUAUUCCUGCUUCUGUGGGUGCCCAGGCGGCGAGGCGCAUUAGUGAGGUAAUUCAGAGGAAUCUUCGGGAGUGUGCUUUUGAGGGUGAUGGGGUUGAGGGUCGGGAUGGGGAUGGGGUUGUGGGUGGAGAUGGCGGUCUGGGCAGGGGUGAGGUGGAUGUGGAUGUGGAUGUGGAUAUGGAGGUGGAGCUGAAGUCGGCUGCUGCGCAAGAUGAGAGGAAGAAGACGAAGGCGAUUGAUAUGGGGAAUUUGAUCAGUUUCGAUGAUGUGCGUAUUCAUCCUUCCUUCUCCCUCUCCUUCCCCUUCUCUGCAUGCACAUACACAGCACAUACACACAGCUCACUCAAACAGCUCCCCAAACACAUCCCGAAUGUACCAGUCCGAACCUCUCCUCCUUCCGUCCCUCUGACACCAAAGAAAUCGAACAUCGACCAGCAAACCGUACACCACAGUCCUGAUACCAAUACCAACAAUACCACACACACCACAGAACGCAUGGAUUCCACCCCCGAUACCAUCCCAGCCACUAAUCUAUCCCACAUGCGAAGUUCCGAGGGGAAUAGAUACCAUCGUGCAAAUGGUGCAGGAGUACUCGAUUACGACGACGUGCAGUAUAAUGACAACAACGACAGCACCAACGACCCGAACGACAAGAGAAGCUAUACCCGAUCCCAUCCUGCGAAUCACACCUACAACCCUCGCACCCCUGGCCACAUCGACCACCAAGUCCAUGACAGGAAGCAUGUCGCCGUGCCGUCGUUCACGGCUGAUUUCAUGGCUCAGUUUGCGCGGCUGCAUGAGCAGGAGCAUGAGCAGCAGCAGGAGCAGCUCGAACAACAACAACAACAGCAGAGAACUAGGACGAUUACCGCCCAACUGCCGAAGAACGCGCAUAAGCAUACAGUUUCUCCAUCUGCUGUCUCGCAUCACAACUACAAUCAUGCUGGUGCCGAAGCAGCACACGUCGCGGUACCUAGCUUCAAUAUCGAUCUCAUGGCGCAGUUCAAGGAGCAGCAUGCUGCGGCUGUGCGUGUGGAUGGUGGUAUGGGUGGAGGGCGUGUAGAGGAGCAUGGACAUGUAAAUGGACAUGGACAUGUAAAUGGACAUGGACAUGCAAAUGGACAUGCAAAUGAAAAUGGACACGCAAAUAGACACGCAAACAACACCCCACCCAACCCCCUCCUCUCCCGCUCAUCAGCCAAAACUUCAACCCCAAUCUCAGACAUCAACAUCACAUACCCCUCCCAGCCAGCCCCUCGUACAAAUACACCAAACACCACACCCAACACCACAUACAAGCCCCCCACCACAACUCUCCCCGCCAAACGAGGCGGCAUGAUGACCACGACGACAACGGGCGGAAUGCCGAGUGUGAAGCGUGUUAAGACGGAGGGUGGAGAGCAGGGUGGGAGAUUGGGGGGAGCAGGUGGUGGUAGUAGUGCUGGAGCAGAUGACGACGUGCGCGGUGGGAUCCAAGACUUACAGAUGCACAUGGCGGCCAUGAUGGAGCAGUUGGCGCGGUUGAGUGCGGUGGGGGGUGCGUGAGAUUGUGGUUUGGUGGUGGUGUGUGGGAUGGCUUGGUGGUGGUGCGUGGAUUGGGGAAUCGACGUGGGCUCGUAUGGAU
Pseudovirgaria hyperparasitica is the source of this 1990-nucleotide messenger RNA. RefSeq lists its product as uncharacterized. NCBI's taxonomy places the organism in Eukaryota, Fungi, Ascomycota, Dothideomycetes, Acrospermales, Acrospermaceae. The annotation marks the transcript as partial. The transcript has a single exon. The record is from RefSeq and is a predicted model, not a curated record.